This is a messenger RNA of Candoia aspera, 3690 nucleotides long. It is a transcript of the gene ZNF574, whose product is annotated as zinc finger protein 574. NCBI's taxonomy places the organism in Eukaryota, Metazoa, Chordata, Lepidosauria, Squamata, Candoiidae. The record is from RefSeq and is a predicted model, not a curated record. The coding region runs from base 331 to 3000 and encodes 889 amino acids. The transcript is spliced from 3 exons. Gene Ontology annotation, biological process: regulation of transcription by RNA polymerase II. Gene Ontology annotation, molecular function: DNA-binding transcription factor activity, RNA polymerase II-specific; RNA polymerase II cis-regulatory region sequence-specific DNA binding.
CCGACGGCUUCGGGCAAGGGCUCGCGCGCUGCGCACCAGCGAGGCCGCCGAUUGGCCGAGCGUUGAGUAAGCCGCCUCCGGAUUCGCUGCGUCCUGUAAUCCAAUAGAGAGACGGUUUGCUCGAGCAGGAGGGUGAGAGAGAAGGUUGGGCUGUGGGGGACAGAAGGGAGAAAAAGUCUUUUAAACUCAAAUUUUCAGAAGGGACCUUCUGCUACGAAACGUGGUGCAUGUUGCUGAAAGAGGCCAGAUUGGAUGAGUUUCUAGGGCCCCAAGUCCUUCUUGGACUGCCCAUUGACCUAAGGCCUGGAAGCACACUGGGAACCAUCUUUCAUGAUGGCGGAACCAGCCGAAGAAACUCUGUUGUAUGUAGAGCACCGCUAUGUCUGCUCAGAGUGCAGUCAGCAGUUUAGUUCCUUAGAGGAUGCACUGGUGCAUCAGCAGAGCCACAUGUGCUCCCAGGAGCAGCAGUACGAAGUAGUGGGGUUGGCAGAAGCUGGGCUGAUGGCAAGUGGUGAGGCUGGUCUCUAUCAAACAGUGACUGUGCAGGAAAGCCAGUACCAGUGUUUGGAGUGUGGACAGAUUCUCAUGUCUCCAAGUCAGUUGCUUGAACACCAGGAGAUGCACCUGAAGAUGGUUACUCAUGAACCAGAACCUUUGGUCAAACCUCUGAGUUCCAGUCAGAUCCACUAUGAGUGCACAGAAUGCAAAGCACUGUUUACCAGUCAGGAUGUGUGGCUUGCCCACCGUCAGAGCCACCGCAAGCCACCAGAGCCAGCAGCUCCUCCUCCUCAGAGUCAGGCACUUGUAAACCUGGAGCAUUCGUACCGUAAGCCAGAGGAUGGAGGAGAUUCCUGCGGAACUGUGCAGUUAUUGUUGUAUGAGUGUGGUGAGUGUUUCCAGCUGUUUCAGUCAACCACAGACUUCCUAGAACACCAGGCCUCACAUCAGGUGAUACAACCAACCCCAGGGACACAAGUGAGAGAGUUGCCUGUAUCUUGCCCUGCAGAGCCAAAGGAGUUGUUGCCACCAAGUUUAAUGGCUGUACAAAACGGUGCUGUGCCAGCACAAAUCCAGACUAGUGUCACAGCCACGGACCACAGUUACGAACUUAAAAACAACCCUGGGGAGCAGCCACUCCGCAAAGUGAAGCAGGCCGCUAAGGAAUACUUGUGCACCGAGUGUGACCAGCUGUUUCCGUCGGCCCAUAAGCUCCAGCUGCACAUGAGGAGUCAUCGGCAGGGUGCCUUCAAAUGCCCGCUUUGUAGUAAGGUGCUUCCCUCUCCAGCUGCCCUUGAGAAACAUCGGGAGGAGCACAGUGGGGAGUCGCGCUUCCUCUGUGUGGACUGUGGCUUGGGCUUUGGCACCGAGGCAGUGCUGUUGUCCCAUCGGCGCACUCAUUCCCCAAACCCCCUGUACCGCUGCACCUGCGGCAAGACUUUCAUCAACAUGACAAAGUUCCUCUAUCAUCGGCGCUCCCACAGUGCCAAUUCUACACAGACCUACGAAUUGCUUUCGUCUCCCCCUGAGGACCCGCCACUUGAGGAAGAGCCACCAGAAGCCUCAGAGCAAUCAGAGAAAAAGCCAGAAGUGGUCCCGUUGGCCCUCAUUUGUUCUGUGGACAACAGUGUCAUGUCAGUUGACGGCGAUGCUCAGGAGAAAAAAUCUGAGUUCCAGUGCCUGAUGUGUGGCAAGGCCUUUCCCAAGCAGACACAGCUGUCGCGCCAUCAGCGCUUUGCCCACAAGAUGGAGCGCCGCCACAAAUGCUUGACGUGUGGCAAGAUGUUUAAGAAGAAGUCCCACAUGCGCAACCAUCUCUUGACUCAUACUGGGGAAAGGCCGUACCACUGCAAGGAGUGUGGCAAAAGCUUCAAUUCGCCAGCCAAUCUGCAGCGCCAUCGCCUGACCCACACCGGCGAGCGUCCCUACCGGUGUGACAUCUGUCAGAAGUGCUUCACACAGUCUUCCACACUGCAGCAGCAUCUCCUGGUGCACAGUCGCCACUACCCUUACAAAUGUCAGGAGUGUGGCAGCGUCUUCCACCGACCCUACCGCCUGCUCAUGCACCGCUAUCAUCACACCGGGGAGUAUCCCUACAAGUGCCAGACCUGCGGUCGCUCUUUUUUGCUUCGCCGUUUGCUGGAGGUUCACCAGCUGAGCCACACUGGCCAACAGCCGCACCGCUGCACCUCUGGCUGCGGAGCUGCCUUUGUCACCGCCGAGCAGCUGAAGGAGCAUAAAUGUGGCAAGAUGAGUCGCCACUUCGAGUGCUCCGUAUGCGGCAAGAAGGUUGGCUCGACGGUGCAGCUGAGGGCCCACGAGCGGCUGCAUGGGGACAUCCAAAUCCCUGAGGGGGCGGAAGAAGAGCCGCCGGCGCUUGAGCCCCCCCCACCCCGGCCCCGCCGCCCCGCCUGCCCGAAAGCCUUCGAGUGCAGUGACUGCAAGAAAUUGUUCAGCACGGAGACGUCGCUGCAGGUCCACCGCCGCAUCCACACCGGGGAGCGUCCCUACCCUUGCCCGGAUUGCGGGAAGGCCUUCCGGCAGUCCACCCACCUCAAGGAUCAUCGGCGCUUGCACACCGGGGAGAAGCCCUUUAAAUGCGAUGAAUGUGGGAAGGCGUUCACUAUUGCCGUGCGGUUGGCAGAGCACAAGCGGAUUCACACUGGAGAACGCCCGUACCAUUGCGAUGCUUGCGGCAAGGCGUACCGUUCUUUCUCCAAUCUCUGGAAGCAUCGUAAAAUGCAUCAGCAGCAGCGCCUGCAGCAUGAGCAGGAGGUCAUGGCAGAGGCUGUUGCUGCAGCCGCAGCUGCUGCAGCUGCCGCAGCAGCCGCUGCAACAGCCACGUCCUCUGCCUCGGCGGCAUCAAGUGAACAAGUCUAUGGCAACACUGUGACCAUUAUGGAAACCAUCCCUGUUGUGGAGACCAUUGAAAUCUACCCAACUGAUGGAGGGGUUCACUUUGAGAAUAUCCAAGUGGAAAAUGUCCAGAUUGGGGGAGUUUGAGUUGGGCUGGGGGGAGUAAGGAGGGGCAGCUAGUCUCACGACGUGGAUUGGGAGCUGCUGCUCUUUGGCUCCCCCUUCCCAGGCUUUGGUGUAACUGCAACAACAACUGCUCUCAGCCUUUUCUCCAUGCUCCUGCUGCUCUCUGCAUUCCUGGAAUGUGGUUGCAUCUUUUAUUUUUCACCAGUUCUGCAGAUGGGCUGGGUGUUGCUUUGUCCCACACACCUCCCACUCAGUUUCCUGAGAUAGCCGUGCUGUUGGCUUGGGCACUCCAUGCCGUUACGUGGUCUGAUGCUUCCCUUCCCUUCUGGCUGAUGUUGGGCAGUUCUUUCCCACUCAGCAGAAGGGAACGUUUUCUCUUACAACUUGGGCAACCCUUAGCCCUAGCAGUGCCCAUGGCAACCUUCUCCACAGCUGAAUCUCUCUCAUGCUAAUUUUUUUGUGGGGGUGGGUGGGAGGGUUGUUGUUGUUGGUUCCCUUCCUACUUGGGAUCAACCUGGGCUGUAAAUACCUCUUGGCUGAGUCUGCUCUGUUCACUGUCGGAUUCUCUCCCCGUUUGCUGUUGGUCACCAUCUCUCAGAUAUUGUUCACGAUCCAUGAUAGCUUCUUUUAUUUUGUUUCUUGCUAACUGGGCUCAUUCCCAUGGCUGUGGGAGCAUUUUGUUAUUUCAUAUUAAAAUAAAAUAGAAAUUAA